This is a messenger RNA of Amaranthus tricolor (Joseph's coat), 1286 nucleotides long. RefSeq names its product serine/threonine-protein kinase Aurora-2. Gene Ontology annotation, biological process: mitotic spindle organization; protein phosphorylation; regulation of cytokinesis. Gene Ontology annotation, cellular component: chromosome passenger complex; spindle pole centrosome; spindle midzone. NCBI's taxonomy places the organism in Eukaryota, Viridiplantae, Streptophyta, Magnoliopsida, Caryophyllales, Amaranthaceae. The transcript has 9 exons. The record is from RefSeq and is a predicted model, not a curated record. Gene Ontology annotation, molecular function: ATP binding; protein kinase activity. The coding region runs from base 117 to 998 and encodes 293 amino acids.
ACCGUUGUAAACAUACUUCCAUCUUCUAAAUAAUUUCCUCCAAUUUUCUGUCUAGUCUCCCCACCGUUCAUCAAUCUUGUUCUCAUUUUCUCUCUCUUUCUCUCAGUUAAACAACAAUGGCGAUUGCUGCGGAGAAUCAAGUUGAACAAAAGACAUCUACAGAGGUUCCUGUGGCCGAGAAGAAACGAUGGACACUUAGUGAUUUCGACAUUGGAAAGCCGCUGGGUCGCGGAAAGUUUGGCCAUGUAUACUUGGCCAGAGAAAAGAGAAGCAAUCAUGUUGUAGCACUCAAAGUACUGUUCAAGAGCCAGCUGAAACAGUCCCAAGUGGAACAUCAGAUUCGACGAGAAGUCGAAAUACAAAGCCAUCUCCGACAUUCUAACAUAUUGCGCCUGUAUGGAUACUUUUAUGAUCAGAAACGUGUCUACUUGAUACUUGAAUAUGCACCCAAAGGAGAGCUGUACAAAGAGCUUCAGAAAUGCAAGUAUUUCAGUGAAAAACGAUCAGCAACUUAUAUUGCAUCAUUAGCUCGGGCACUUAUUUACUGUCAUGGAAAACAUGUGAUUCACAGAGAUAUAAAGCCGGAGAACCUCCUCAUUGGUGCACAGGGGGAACUCAAGAUUGCAGAUUUUGGUUGGGCAGUUCAUACAUUUAACCGCAGGAAGACAAUGUGCGGAACACUUGACUACCUUCCUCCAGAGAUGGUGGAGAGUGUAGAGCAUGAUGCGAGUGUUGACAUAUGGAGUCUUGGUGUUCUUUGUUACGAGUUUCUAUAUGGUUUCCCUCCAUUUGAAGCAAGGGAGCAUUCAGACACAUAUAGGAGGAUUGUGCAAGUUGAUCUAAAAUUCCCCCCCAAACCCAUAAUAUCCUCAGCUGCAAAGGAUCUUAUUAGUAAGAUGCUUGUUAAAGAAUCGACAGAGCGUCUUCCAUUGCACAAGCUUUUAGAACAUCCAUGGAUAGUACAGAAUGCAGAUCCUUCAGGUCUUUACAAGUUCUGAUACGUUUAUUAUUUCAAGAAGAUCUUGUAUUCAACUGUAAAACAGUCAUCUAAUGUGCUAUAAGAAUAUGAUAUGUUCCUAUGUUAAAGUAGCUAGCUGGCUAUCUUCCUAUGGUUGUAGACUUUUCAAGUGAAUAUCAUAUGUUCCUUAAAUUCAUUCAAUGUGCUAUAAGAAUACCAAAAAUGUUCUUACAAUUGUACCAAAAUAAAGGCAAGAGUAAUGUUGUGAGUUGUAACAUGUAUUACCAAUCUUAGUGUAUGGGUGUGAAAUAAGGCCUUUAAUAUUCUA